UCUACGGAGAAAACUGUCCCCGGAGCUUGCCAUGGGAACCACCCUGGCUUCUAUGACCUCACAGGAGGUGUGGGUGACUGUCCUCUGUGGGGCCAGGGGCCAGUCGGGGGCCGGAGCCAGACCCUGAGGCAGAGGGCAAACGGCUCCUGCAGGAGGGAGCGGGAGAUUAGGCAGCUCCAUGUAGGUCCACGUUUAGGUUGGGAGGCCCCACCAUGAAGAAGGUCAAGAAGAAAAAGCCAGAGGCCCGACACCGCCGAGACUCGGCCUCCCAGCACUCCACCUCGCCGCAUGCUGUCUCUGAGUCCUCCUCGCAGCAGCCCAGCACCGAGUCCUCCUCGCGGCAGCCCAGCCCUGAGUCCUCCUCGCAGCAGCCCAGCCCUGAGUCCACUCAACAGCAGCCCAGCCCUGAGUCCGCUCCUCAGCAGCCCAGCCUCGAAAGCACCCCCCAGCAGGCUGCACCCCAAGCCCUUCCAGCUACCAAAAUCCACCACUCCUCUGGGGGCCUAUCUCCUGCCGCUGACAAAAAAGCAGCCCCUCCCUCCAAGAAAACAAGGAAAACAGGGUCUCAGGUGCAUGAGGGCCCGCAUUCCUGCUCCUGUGCCACGUGUCCCGGCAGCAACGCUUGCUGGCGUCGUCUGGGGCUAUGCCAUAGCCGCAUCUUCGAUGUCCUUCUGCCUCGGGACUGGCAGAUCGUGCCAGGGAGAGGACUCCCAAGCCUCCUCACCUUCUACAGAAAACCUACAAGAAAACUCUCCAGUUCUCGUAACUCGCGUCCUCCAAGCUCUCGGGGCUGUUGCUGUGGCUCUAGGGGCCCUGGGAGCUGCCUACUACAUCACUGAGACCUCGUGAGCAAUGCCCCAGGCCCCCGGUCCGGCAGGUCCGGUUUCCAUCAAAGGAUCUCACUUGUCACCAAAAUAAAAAAAAA
Molecule: messenger RNA, 925 nt
Organism: Propithecus coquereli (Coquerel's sifaka)
Lineage: Eukaryota; Metazoa; Chordata; Mammalia; Primates; Indriidae
Gene: SPATA3
Product: spermatogenesis associated 3
Exons: 4
Coding region: 213-839 (208 amino acids)
Source: RefSeq, a predicted model, not a curated record